AUGGCAGGUACUAGCGAAGCGGAACCGGGUGCGUUCUUUAUUUGCACUGAAACAUCACCAAGAUGUUAUAUAAUUCAGCCGGUGAACGCAAAUAAUGUGGAUAGAAUGAUGGGUGAUAUGCAGAUGCAAAUGGGUGAAUAUGAAACGCCGCCAACGCCGGCACUGCCUUGGUGGUUCACACCGGAAUGUGAAAACCAAUUGAUGACCGUUUCGGAACCGACGUAUACGCCAGCGAUUCAUACUGCAGCUCCAAUGCUACCACGCCCUCCACCACCUUCGUCUUUAAUUCGCCCACAACCCGAACAGAUCAAGCAACAGCUAAAAGCUCAAUUGGAAUACUAUUUUUCAAGAGAGAAUCUCAUGACGGAUCGCUUUUUGAGAUGUCAGAUGGACAACGAUCAGUAUGUACCUAUUGGAAUUAUUGCUGGUUUUCCGAAAGUUAAACGACUGACCAACGAUUUCAAUCUGAUUGUACAGGUUUUACGAGAAUCAACUCAAGUGCAAGUUGAUGAUUUGGGUGAGCGUGUACGAGCUGUUUCCAAACGAUGCACAAUCAUAUUAAGAGAAAUUCCCGAAAGUACGGAUGAAAAGGAAGUAGCAUCAAUGUUUGCUGGGGGACCACCAUAUAUCAGUUUACGGUACGGUCUCAACAACAGUUGGUAUGUGACUUUUGAGUCGGAGGAAGCUACGCAAAGAGCAUUUCUACAUUUGCAGAAUCUUGGCAAGACGUUUAACAACAAGCCAAUUUGUGCACGCAUAAAAACGGGUGGUGCACCUUGUUCAGAGCCACCUAUCGUCAUUACCGAGAAAAUCGCUCCGGUUGUUCCACCCGAAGCAAUAGUUGAUAUUCCCAUUCCAGCUCCUCCAUCAAUAUCUCCUUCUUCCUCGGCAUCUGCUAUGGCACUUCGAUUGGAAAUUUGUAGCUGCUCUACCUACAAUUUAUUGUUUCCAGAGAGUUUCGAUCUAGGCCAAAUUCUGGCCAGUUACGGUUAUGUGCCACGAGCUACCUUCAAACCAGGAGCCACAGUGGUGCAUGUUACUCCAUCAGUUAAUGUCAACACAAUUCGGCCAUCAACACAUCGUAUACGCACCACAGGUGUACAUACCUCUCACUAUAGAGGAUCAAACAGUCGUGGUCGUGGUUCAGCACCUUUGAAUGGUUCAGUGAAUCAAAGAGAAUAUACUGCGUAUCGUGAGUACAAUAACUGUUCAUAUCAUGUUCAUCAUAAUGUGAAUCGGCGAGGAACUUCUCAUCUAGAAGGAUAUCGCGAUACAUACCGGGAACGAAAUGAUACGACAAAACGAGAUAUGCUACAUGUGGAUACGAAUUGUGCGUCUAGUCGUUGUGUUCCAUCACCGGUGAUAAUCUGUACACCUGAUGAUGAAAAAAAGACCGAAACUAAUGAACAACAGCACUCACCAUCUAUUAACGAAGAUACCAAAUCUGAGUCAAGCAGCCGUAAAACUGAAGAAACUGAAUACAAUUUCGAAGAGGGUGCAUUCCCGUGUUUAUCUGAAGAGGCGAACGAAUUGGAGCUAGCGGAAACAGAGAAGCCUCGCGAAAGACCCUCUUUCAGUUCGGUGGCUGCGGGAAAACGGAAGGAGUUAAAGGAAAAAAGAAGCUACGCUCAGACUCUUAAACAAAGCAACGGGUAUGAAUAA
Molecule: messenger RNA, 1662 nt
Organism: Anisakis simplex (herring worm)
Lineage: Eukaryota; Metazoa; Nematoda; Chromadorea; Rhabditida; Anisakidae
Source: the annotation of a GenBank genome assembly